CAGUCGCUCACAACAGCUGGACACCAGAUCAGCUGAGUUCGUCUGCCGGCUCGUCAUUCCGCCCACGACUACCGGUCUGGGUUGGAUAAUAGUUCACUUCGGGGAUUGUUGUGCUCAGACGAGACCCCGUGUCCGAUUAGCACAAGUGCACAAGUUCUACGUGCUCGGUGUAACCAUGGCUGUAGCCAAGCUCGUGUGUGAGCGGUUCUGGACAAUAACCUCUACCAUGAGUGGCUAGAUUCAGAAUAUCCACUCCCCUGCCGCCGGCCGUUCUAUCCGCCAUCAAGAUGUGACCUUGAACUAGGCCCAAAGGGCCUUCGGCCCUAACCUCAAGAUCCACCAUGUGUCUAACUUCAACCUCAAAAGAUGUGCUAAAGUGUGUAAAAAUGAAAGUGUCUAAAUUAAAUGCCUCUUGUAUUUCUAAAUAUUAAAUGGCAUUAUAUGAAAAUUGAUUAGUGCUGUGGAAGUGGUGAAUUGUGUGCUAUUUGUUGUGAGAGUGAAUUCUGAAUGGUGACGUCACACUGCUAAUGAAAAUUUGAAGUGAUGGCGCCUGGCGGCGUGCCCGGCGGCGCACGCCUGCUGUGCCUGGGAGCGCUGGUGCUGGUGUGGGCCGUGCCCGUCGACCCGCAGUGGAGGGUAUUCCGCGCCGCCUCCAGCGUGCUGGCGCCGAGCUACUCCAGGGACAUCACUGUCCCCGUGGGCGAGCUGCGGUACCCCGGCGCCUCCCGCAAGGCCCCGCGCAGCAGCCCUGCCUCCGGCCAGGAGCAGCAGCAGCAGCCUCCGCGCAGCCGGCGGCAGUACAAGAGCUCCAACAGCUACUCCAAGCAGAGCACCUUCUCGCUGCUGCGUCGGCUCAUCUCCGAGACCGCCAACGAGACCCGGACCGCCUUCAAUCAGAUCGGCGACAUCCUGGGGUCACAGUUCUCCGACUCGCAGUCGAGGACCACGACGGCCAGGACUACCACGACGUCCACCACCACCUCGUCGUCGCUGUCCUCCGAUGCGGGAUCAACGUCCUCCUCAACGCCGUCCACCACGACGACCACGACGGAGGCUCCGUACCGGAUCUCCCGGCAAGAGCUGUUCGGCAUCCUGCAGCGGAACUCCAUCGGCAUCGGGCGCCUCUUCCGGAGGGAGUACGACUCGGCAAUGCAGGACUCGAAAGUGAACCUGAACCGCUUCAAGCAGGAGUUCCGCAUGGCCGUGGCCCCAUUCCUGCAGGCGGCCACGACGGAGGCCUCCAGCACCACCGCGGCGUCGAGGCGGCGGCGGUGAGCGCGCUGCGGGCGCGGCCCCGGGCCAGCUCUAGUCACCUCCACGUCCGGGGGCCCCACCUCGGCCGGGCCGAGGAACUUCAACGUGAACAGCUCGGCGCUGUGCGGCGACGGAUUCGACAGCGAGGUCGUCGCCGCCAACGCCGCCGCCGCCCGCACGCCUCGCUGCACCGGGAGAAUUGCUGUUUUGCCGCUCUGAUUGAAUCGUCGUCUCAUUUUCGGGUGGAUUCGGGCAAAAUGUAUUAUGCGGACCGCUCCCCUGCUUGGCCCGAGCAAUUUGCUCGAUUCUGCUCUGCUGUCGGAUUUUACCGAGACCUUUCGGCUGCUCAAUCUAUCUUCAUGAUAAAAACGCCCUGUUAUGCAGUCGAGACGUCCGUGCCAUUUUCUGCUGCGUGCUACACUGGAAAAACUAACGUUACCGAGGUAACGUUUCUUGACGCGACCAAACCAGGUAACGUUUGGUGAUGCAACCAGUUUGUGAUGACCCUAUCCUUUUGCAUGGGGUAGGUCGCGUCAGGAAACGUUACCGGUCUUGGUCACAUGAUGAAACGUUACCAUGGUAACAUUAGUUUUUCCAGUGUACGAACAUAGCUACGUAUCGCGUGAGGCGUGAUGCCCUAAUGUCAAAUCAAACUUCUGCGGAGGCUGCACGCCUCGUAGUUACUAUCAUAAUUUUCAGUGUGAUAAUCAUGCAUGUAACCGGUAAGUUGUGUGUAUAACUAUGAAGCAACAGGCGUUCGUGAUAGAACUGCUGAUUUGUGAUGAAAGUAAAAGCUUUGCUCAAAACAACGUAGGUGUUUUUCAAGGUGUAGACGGGGAAGUAGAGGUGCAUCUAUUAGUUAGCCAUGUACAAAAAAGUGUUCUUGCCAGUAGAGUAAUUAUCUGAUAGAUGUGUAUUUAUAAAUUGGCCCAAAGGGCUCAGAAAGAGACAGUCCCCUUGGCCAGACCAGAAAGUGAUAGUCCAGAAAGUACGUCCGUCAUUUGCCGUUGCAAACCUUGAAACCUUCAAGUUCAAUCUAAGCAAGCAGGCUCUAGCGCCUGAUAGAUAGGCAACAUCUCGUCUUCAAUACAUACAUGUACUGCGGGGUGGCCUAUCCCGAGUCUUGCAGGCGCCGGGCUCCCGAAAAUUCGUCUUAUGAUCUAAAAUAAUCUCAAUCAAGAAUCGAUCUUGAAAGCAGAUGAUACAAAUUGAAAAACAGACCUCUGGUUUGGGUUCUAUUUUUCUCUCAUAUUAAGCUGUCAUUUGCUUAUGGCUGCGUGUUACUUGAAUCUUGCUCUUCGACGGUCCACAAUAACAGUCCACGACGAUCUGCCGGGGACAGGUGGCAUGGCGGCCCGUGGCCCGCCAAACACGUGCGACAUGCUUUGAGUUACACAGAGGGGGAAGGAGGCUUGGGGACUGUCUAAAAAGUUGUUAGAAAUAUUCUAGGAUUCAUGCUGCCAACUUGAAAUACGUGAUCGGCUAAUCAAUAGAAACGAUACCUUGUGAUGAUCAACACGUGCUACCGUUAAAACUAUUUAAAUUAUUUUAUUAUGACCGCUUGAGUAAUAAUAAUUUAUUUAUUAUCUGAUCUAGUCAGAUCUGGGCUCAUAUAAGAGCCCUCUAGUGUAAUUUCCAUCCCAACAAGCUCAUCAUCUUUCAAAAUUUAUGAAAACAAAACUACUGUAAAGAUGAAAGUGCGCAGUCACGAUCAAACAUAGUGUUAUUCGAAAUAAAUAAGAAAAAAAAUUGUGUGUGUCUGAUAA
Frankliniella occidentalis (western flower thrips) is the source of this 3020-nucleotide messenger RNA. RefSeq lists its product as uncharacterized. Bases 544 to 1275 code for a protein of 243 amino acids. The record is from RefSeq and is a predicted model, not a curated record. The transcript has 6 exons. Lineage: Eukaryota; Metazoa; Arthropoda; Insecta; Thysanoptera; Thripidae.